AUGAACUACGAACAGAGAUUAAUCGCCGCCGCGAAGUGCGUAUUCGAAGGAGAUGCCCGCGCCGCUACCGCGGAGGCUCAAGUCAACUGUUCCGACUAUGGUGUAACGGCGACCCUUAAGCCUCACCAAAUUGAAGGACUCUCAUGGCUCAUACGGCGAUACCUUAUCGGUGUCAACGUUAUUCUCGGAGAUGAGAUGGGGCUUGGAAAGACAUUACAAGCCAUCUCAUUCCUAAGUUAUUUAAAGUUUUCUCGUGGAUUACACGGACCCUUUUUGAUACUCUGUCCUCUCAGUGUAACUGAUGGAUGGGUAUCAGAAGUCAACCAAUUCGCCCCAAAGUUGACCAUUCUUCGUUAUGUUGGAGACAAACAACACAGACGUACUUUGAGAAGAGAAAUGUUUGAACAUGUGCAAAAACAAUCAUCACCACCCAAUGUGCAGGCGUUACCUUUUGAUGUGCUCCUUACAACAUAUGAUAUAGCUUUAAUCGAUCAAGACUUUCUUUCUCAAAUUCCAUGGAAUUAUGUUGUUAUUGAUGAGGCUCAAAGACUUAAAAAUCCUUCCAGUGUUUUGUAUAAUGUUCUCAGAGAGAGUUAUAUGAUGCCUAGGUGUCUACUCAUGACUGGAACACCUAUUCAGAAUAGUCUUACUGAACUUUGGGCUCUUUUGCAUUUCUGUAUGCCUUCAAUCUUUGGGAGAUUGGAGCAAUUCUGCUCUAAAUUUAAAGAAGGUAAAGGUGCACCAGUAGAUAAGGAGAAGUUCAAAAGCUUAAGAUAUAUUUUGGGGGCAUUCAUGCUUCGAAGAACAAAGUCUAGGCUUAUUCAGAGUGGGACCCUUUCUUUGCCACCUCUUACUGAAAUCACAGUGAUGGCUCCAUUGGUGACCUUGCAGAAGAAGGUGUAUAUGUCAAUACUAAGAAGAGAGCUUCCUAAGCUUCUAGCAUUGUCUUCUGGAACUUCUAGUCAUCAAUCCUUGCAGAAUAUUGUAAUACAACUACGUAAAGCAUGUAGUCAUCCUUACCUCUUUGCUGGUAUAGAGCCAGAACCAUAUGAAGAGGGUGAACACUUGGUUCAGGCAAGUGGCAAGCUGGUAGUCUUAGACCAGCUACUUCAGAAGCUACAUACUUCUGGACACCGUGUUCUUCUGUUUGCACAGAUGACACACACACUUGAUGUAUUGCAGGACUAUAUGGAGUUAAGAAAAUACCCUUAUGAGCGGCUUGAUGGAUCCAUUAGGGCUGAAGAGCGGUUUGCUGCAAUAAGAAGUUUUAGCCGAAAGUCCGGAAUUGGAAAUUGCAAUUCCGAAGCUGAUUACGACUCUGCAUUUGUCUUCAUGAUUUCCACCAGAGCAGGGGGAGUUGGGUUGAAUCUUGUAGCUGCUGACACUGUUAUAUUUUAUGAGCAAGAUUGGAAUCCACAGGUGGAUAAGCAGGCGUUACAGAGGGCCCACAGGAUUGGUCAAAUGAACCAUGUGAUGUCCAUCAAUUUAGUCACUGAACGCACAGUGGAGGAGGUUAUCAUGCAGAGAGCAGAGAGGAAGUUGCAACUGAGUCAUGAUGUGAUAGGUGAAGAUGAUAAUACAGACAAGGAAAAGGAAUGCAAAGACAUGGUAGGAGUUGCUCCAACUGAUCUUCGAUCUGUUAUACUGAGUCUACACAUACUCGAUCCCAAACAGAAUUCAGAUCAUCAAUUAGACAUGUCAAAAUUGAAUGAUAUAAUCGAUAAGGUGAUCGCCUUCCGACAUGGCGGAAAUGAUCCAACGGUUGAGAUCGAUUCAAAUGAUGUAUUACAAUUAGGUGGACAUGGAAGACAUGAUGUUGACUUUGACCCUGGUGUUGAUGAAGCUUCGUAUCUUUCGUGGGUUGAGAAGAUCAAGGAGACAUCGGAGAAAUGUGAUGAGUCAGCAUUGGAGGAGGAGAGAAAUAAGAGAAGUUUAAUGGUAAUGGAGGAGAAGAGAGUGAAAGCGGAGUCUGUUAGGAAGAAGGCUGAGGAGAAGAAAUUGGCGAAAUGGGAAGCUCAAGGGUAUGAGUCAUUGGAUGUGAAGGAUGUUGUGGGCCCUACCAAUAAUAUGCUUUUGGAUUCUGGUCUGGUGAAUUUUGUCUAUGGAGAUUGUACACAGCCUUCUAAAGUUUCUCCCUCUGACUCCUCUAUAAUUUUCAGCUGUGUUGAUGAUUCGGGGAAGUGGGGACAUGGUGGUAUGUUUGAUGCAUUAGCUAAGCUUUCACCUCAAAUUCCAUCUGCAUAUGAACGAGCUUCUGAAUUUGGGGACCUUCAUCUUGGUGACCUCCAUCUUAUACAAGUGACAGGUGGUGACGUGGACAAUAACAACAACAAUAAUAAAGGACGUGAGUGGGUGGGCCUAGCUGUUGUCCAAUCGUAUAAUCCCAGACGGAAAGUGCCACGUAGCAGUAUCUCUAUUUCUGAUCUGGAACAGUGUCUCUCAAAAGCUUCAUUUUCAGCUGCUAAAAAUUCUGCUUCGAUCCAUAUGCCACGAAUUGGGUACCAAGAUGGGGCAGAUAGGUCAGAGUGGUACUCAGUUGAACGUCUUCUUCGAAAGUAUGCUGCUUUAUAUGGCAUAAAGAUAUACGUGUACUAUUUUCGGCGAAGUUCGUCUUGAGAGUUGUGGAGGCAAGUGAGUUCUUCAUAUCUACUUUAACUUCAUAUAGCUUUAUACUAUUGUAUCUUAUUCAGUUUAGUAACUUUUUAUGUUAUGUUGUAUAAUUUUUUAAUGUUAUAAUUUACAUAGGUAUUGUAAUAUAAAAUGUAUAUAUAAAUUGAAUUACUAAUAAAACAAACUAGUAAACAAAAAAGGCACUAUUGGG
Lactuca virosa is the source of this 2821-nucleotide messenger RNA. Lineage: Eukaryota; Viridiplantae; Streptophyta; Magnoliopsida; Asterales; Asteraceae. The record is from the annotation of a GenBank genome assembly.